This is a messenger RNA of Acanthamoeba castellanii str. Neff, 825 nucleotides long. RefSeq lists its product as uncharacterized. Lineage: Eukaryota; Discosea; Longamoebia; Acanthamoebidae. The transcript is spliced from 5 exons. Gene Ontology annotation, cellular component: nucleus. The record is from RefSeq and is a predicted model, not a curated record. Bases 1 to 825 code for a protein of 274 amino acids. Gene Ontology annotation, biological process: regulation of cell cycle.
AUGACUGGCUCGCCAGCCUCGCUGCUGCUGCUGCUGCUGCCCGUGGCGAGGGACGAGGCGGGCAAUCCGGUGUUGCCGAUCACGGUCAAGGGGACCACCAUCCUCGACCUCGGGGAGAUAGUGUGGGAUCGUCCUCUCUUCCAUUCCAAGCAGUACUUGUGGCCCACCGGCUUCAAGAGCACCAAGCGCCUUCCCUCCAUUUCCAAUCCAGAAGAAUACACCACGUACACGUCGGAGAUAGUCGAUACCGGUGAUGAUGCACCUACCUUCCGUGUGACGCCCGAGGACCGACCAGACCUGGUGUUCGAACAUUCCACCUCCUCUGGCGUCUGGACGCAGGCACUCAAAGCGAUCAAGAAGAAGCCUUCUGUUUCUGUCUCUGGACCGGAGAUGUUUGGCUACGCUUCGCCCGUCAUCCAGUUGCUGUUCCAGGAGCUACCCGAUGCCGAAAAGUGCGAGAAAUACCUUCCCAAGGCGUUCGAAGAGACGCCUGACUCCCCGGCCUCCCCGUCCGCUUCUCCCAAGCGUUUGGGGGAUGCGGAAGCCGACAACUCACGGACCCUGCGAGCGGAGAAGAGGAAACAGCUGGAAGUGGAGAAACUCAAAGCCGAGGUGCGACAGCUGCAAGAGCAGUUGCAGGCCAGGAAGCAGGCAGUUGCGAGAAAGGCGCUGAGCAACUUUGAACGGCGAGCUGGCGAGGAAGAAACGACCAUAGUGGAAGAGCAACAAGAGGAAGAGGAGCACGAGGAAGAGCACGAGGGAGAUGAGCUUGCGAGCGAAGCCGAGGACGAGGAGGCUGACCAGGAGUACUUAGCCGAGGACUGA